Molecule: messenger RNA, 801 nt
Organism: Aspergillus calidoustus
Lineage: Eukaryota; Fungi; Ascomycota; Eurotiomycetes; Eurotiales; Aspergillaceae
Source: the annotation of a GenBank genome assembly
AUGCCUCAGCCCGUCCCCACCGCCGACUCCCUCCACGACCUCUUCAGCCUUAAGGGCAAGACGGUCGUCAUCACUGGUGCCUCCGGCCCCCGCGGCAUGGGUAUCGAAGCCGCGCGCGGCUGCGCCGAGUUCGGCGCCAACAUCGCCCUUACCUACGCCUCGCGCCCCGAGGGCGGCGAGAAGAACGCCCGCGAACUCUCCGAGAAGUACGGCAUCAAGGCCAAGGCCUACAAGCUUGACAUUGGCAACUACGCCUCGGUCGAGAAGCUCGUGAAGGACGUGAUCGCCGAGUUCGGCCAGAUCGACGCCUUCAUCGCCAACGCCGGCCGCACCGCCAACUCCGGUAUCCUCGACGGCUCGGUCGAAGACUGGAUGGAGGUCCUGCAGACUGACCUCAACGGCACAUUCCACUGCGCCAAGGCCGUCGGCCCUCACUUCAAGGCCCGCGGCAAGGGCUCCCUCGUCAUCACCGCCAGCAUGUCCGGACACAUUGCCAACUACCCCCAGGAGCAGACAAGUUACAACGUCGCCAAGGCCGGGUGCAUCCACCUCGCCCGCUCGCUCGCCAACGAGUGGCGCGAUUUCGCCCGUGUUAACUCCAUCUCCCCCGGAUACAUCGACACCGGUCUCUCCGACUUUGUCGACAAGAAGGUGCAGGAUCUGUGGCUGAGCAUGAUCCCCAUGGGCCGCAACGGUGAUGCCAAGGAGCUGAAGGGCGCCUACGUCUACCUGGCCUCGGACGCUAGCACUUAUACUACCGGUGCGGAUCUCCGCAUUGACGGUGGAUACUGCGUGCGGUAA